Molecule: messenger RNA, 2412 nt
Organism: Onychomys torridus (southern grasshopper mouse)
Lineage: Eukaryota; Metazoa; Chordata; Mammalia; Rodentia; Cricetidae
Gene: Nap1l4
Product: nucleosome assembly protein 1 like 4
Exons: 16
Coding region: 98-1225 (375 amino acids)
Biological process (GO): nucleosome assembly
Cellular component (GO): nucleus; chromatin
Molecular function (GO): chromatin binding; histone binding
Source: RefSeq, a predicted model, not a curated record
CAGGUAGUUUUGUUGGCGGCCACGGCGGCGUAGCCCCGGAGCGAGCUUUACACGGGCGCCAGUGCCGCAGGAGGCGCGAGGGGACAAAGACGUUCAGAUGGCAGAAAACAGUCUUUCAGAUGGAAGCCCUGCAGAUUCUGCGGAAGCUGCUAAAAAUGCCAGUAAUACAGAAAAGCUCACAGACCAGGUGAUGCAGAACCCACAAGUGCUGGCAGCUUUGCAGGAACGUCUUGAUAACGUCUCUCACACUCCUUCUAGCUACAUAGAAACUUUACCCAAAGCCGUCAAAAGGAGAAUUAAUGCUCUGAAGCAGCUCCAGGUGAGGUGUGCACACAUAGAAGCCAAGUUCUACGAGGAAGUUCACGACUUGGAGAGGAAGUAUGCAGCCUUGUACCAGCCUCUUUUUGACAAGAGAAGAGAAUUCAUCACUGGUGACGUGGAGCCCACAGAUGCAGAGUCAGCGUGGCACAGUGAGAACGAGGAAGAAGAAAAGUUGGCUGGAGAUAUGAAGAAUAAAGUAGUUAUAGCAGAGAAAGAGGCAGCAACAGCAGAAGAGCUGAACCCCAAAGGCAUCCCUGAGUUCUGGUUUACCAUCUUCAGAAACGUAGAUAUGCUUAGCGAGCUGGUGCAGGAAUAUGACGAACCUAUCUUGAAACACCUGCAAGAUAUUAAAGUCAAGUUUUCAGACCCCGGGCAGCCUAUGUCUUUUGUGCUAGAGUUUCACUUUGAACCCAAUGACUACUUCACCAAUCCUGUCCUGACGAAAACAUACAAGAUGAAAUCAGAACCAGACAAGGCUGACCCGUUUUCUUUUGAAGGUCCUGAAAUUGUGGACUGUGAUGGGUGUACAAUUGACUGGAAGAAAGGGAAAAAUGUCACAGUCAAAACCAUCAAGAAAAAGCAGAAGCACAAGGGCCGGGGCACCGUGCGAACCAUCACCAAACAAGUGCCCAAUGAGUCCUUCUUCAACUUCUUCAGCCCCCUGAAAGCCUCUGGAGAUGGAGAGUCUCUGGAUGAAGAUUCCGAGUUCACCUUAGCCUCUGACUUUGAAAUUGGGCACUUUUUCCGUGAGCGAAUCGUGCCACGGGCUGUCCUCUACUUCACUGGGGAGGCCAUAGAGGAUGAUGACAAUUUUGAAGAAGGCGAGGAGGGAGAAGAAGAGGAAUUGGAAGGUGAUGAGGAGGGAGAAGACGAGGACGAUGCUGAUGUUAACCCCAAGGUGUAAUUUUUGUGUUAAUCAUUCAUGCGUUUCUAGAAAGAACCCAGCCAGCCAGCAGAGUGCAAGCAGCAGUGAGAAGCAGCGACCCUGAGGGGCCGCAGUGAGAAGCAGCGACCCUAAGGUCGCCUUGUGGACGGCUGUCAGGACCCCAGGCCGCAGGCAGGGCCCCCAGUCCCUGCCAAAGCAGAAUUUGUUGACAGUGCUGUGACAUCUAACCAUUUCCAAGUGCAUGAUCCCUCUCCCCUUUCCCUUCUUACUUUGCUUAACUUGUACAGUGGAGACUGGGCUGCCAUUCAGAAUAGAUUUAGUUGUAGCACCUGCGGCCUUGGUGCCUGAAGACCACGUAGGGUAGGCUGGGGUUGUGCCUGGGAUAGGCAGAGCCUGGUGACCUGUGCACGCAGCCCUCCCCUACCGAAGAAGCUCCAUGGUUUCCAGCUACUGAACUUGGUGGGAAGCUGCUCCAGCUGCUGUACCCUAGUCAUCUCUCAAGCACUGUAGAGGAGGCUGUGCUCGCCUUAGAGUUUUUCUUUUCUUUUUCUUUUUCUCCCCCCUCCCCCCCUUGAUUUUUGGUUUCAGGGCUGGGUGGGUUGUGGCACACACCUGAGGCCAGAGCUGUCUGGUUCACCCUUGUACUUAUUUAUUCACUUGUGCUUGGGGUGGGGGGCGGGCUUUGAACUUCAUUCUCCUCCUCCUCUCACUUAUGAGACCAUGUUGCUGGCUUAACCAGGAGGAUGUGAUAUCAAGUGGAGUGAGGUCUAUGGAGGAAGCCCCGCUGCCUCCUGCCACUAGCUGCUCUGUGCCAUGCAGACCACAUGUUAUUGUCGCCUCUGGAGGGUGCCAGGCUGUAGCGGGGGGGGCCAAAGCCCUCCCUCACUAGGGAUUGCUGGCCUGUAGAGCACAGCUUCAGCUUGCACUGUGCACACCAGGGCCACACCUGGGUUUGGUGACCAGUUGGUGGUUGGUGUGUGUGUGUGUUCGUGUGUGUGUGUGUGUGUGUGUGUGUGUGUGUGUGUGUGUGUGUGGCAUUUCUGAGUGUGUGGUUGUGGUCUUUGGCAGCCAGGACAGCCAUGUCCACAGUGACCAGCCAUAUAGAGCGUGCUCGGCCUUACCCGAUAACACAUUUGUAACUGAAUACGGUGUUUUCGAUUUGUACAGAAUAGUUAGAAUAUUCUAUUAAAGUUGUGAAACACGAA